AUGGAAAUUAAUAUAUCUCAAUCCGAUAAUAUUAUUUCGCGUGCAAUAUUAUCCACAAGAAAUGAUAGUGUUGAUGAGAUUAAUGAUUUAUUGAUCUGCCGCUUUCAUGGAGAGGAGAAAAUUUACUAUAGUUUUGAUGAAGCCGUAGACUAUAUAAAUAACUUCUAUCCUGUGGAAUUCUUGAACACGCUCAGUGUUAGUGGUUUACCCCCUCACUACCUACGACUGAAAGUUGGAUGCCCGAUUAUACUAUUACGAAAUCUCGACCCAUCAAAUGGAUUGUGUAAUGGCACCCGGUUGAUAUGUAAAGGUUUUCAGCACAAUGUAGUUGAUGUCGAAAUAGCUGUUGGUCAACAUGCUGGAAAGAGGGUGUUUUUGCCAAGGAUUCCUCUAUGUCCGUCUGAAGAUGACAUGUUCCCGUUCAAGCUAAGGAGAAAACAAUUUCCAAUCCGAUUGUGUUUCGCGAUGACAAUCGAUAAAGCCCAAGGACAAACAAUUCCAAAUGUAGGAAUUCAUCUUCUAGAAUCGGUUUUCUCGCAUGUACAACUUUAUGGGGCAUUAUCCAGAGGGAUAUCACGUGCCAAUACAAAAGUAUUAGUGAUCAUGAUAAACAAUUCAAUGGUAGUGAAGUCUGUACUGUAA
This is a messenger RNA of Lactuca sativa (garden lettuce), 642 nucleotides long. RefSeq lists its product as uncharacterized. The record is from RefSeq and is a predicted model, not a curated record. NCBI's taxonomy places the organism in Eukaryota, Viridiplantae, Streptophyta, Magnoliopsida, Asterales, Asteraceae.